Messenger RNA from Fonsecaea multimorphosa CBS 102226, 1947 nucleotides. RefSeq lists its product as uncharacterized. Lineage: Eukaryota; Fungi; Ascomycota; Eurotiomycetes; Chaetothyriales; Herpotrichiellaceae. The coding region runs from base 1 to 1947 and encodes 648 amino acids. The record is from RefSeq and is a predicted model, not a curated record. The transcript has 2 exons.
AUGGUCUAUGAAGGGAGUUGCACAAAGACGGAAACAAGGGACACCUGGGUCCAUCUGGCGCUCAACAUUGUGGCCACGGUCUUACUCGCAAGCUCGAACUACUGCAUGCAAUUACUCUCAUCUCCCACUCGCAGCGAGAUCGAUAAAGCCCAUGCUAAGCAGAAAUGGUUGGACAUUGGCAUUCCCAGCAUGCGAAAUCUUGCUUCGUUGCGAAAGAAGAAAGUCAUUCUGUGGUGGCUGCUGGGAGUUUCAUCGAUCCCGCUGCAUCUAAUUUACAAUUCCGUCUUUUACUCUGCCCUUGCUACGAAUAACUAUAGUGUUCUGUACGCCUCCAAUAGUUUCGUACAGGGCGCCAGCUACGACAAGAACAAAUUUUCUGAUACCGAAGAAUGCAACGUCACCGACAUUCAGGCCCGCGCCAGCAAGGACUUUAUUUUGCUCAACAAUGAGGAUUGCAUUCACGCCUAUGCACGGGAUUUUGUCGAGGACCGCCGCAACGUGAUUGUAGUGGUUAAGAAUCCUCCAGCAAACGAGGGUUCACUGUUCAAGAUAGCCGUCAACGAAUUCCCUCCAGUCAUCAACAGCAGUUUCAACAAUUUCGCAUGGAUCUGCGACAACCCGGAUGUCGUGAACCAAACACAUGCAUGCUGUGAGAAUCAAUGGGGCUUUGUGCCGUGUUCGAAGAUUACGCCGAAACUGGUCGAUAUUGCUGAUCAAUGGUCUACCGGCGGGUUUGAAGUCGACCAUUGCCUCUCGGAACCCGUCGAAUCCCAAUGCCAUCUGCAUUUCUCCCUCAUUCUGAUGGGCGUGGUUCUGGUCUUCAACAUCCUCAAAGUCAUCGGGAUCGCCUACGUUACCUUCUGGUUGGGAGAAUCACCCCUGGUGACUGUUGGGGAUGCACUGCAAUCAUUCCUCCGCCAUCCUGACUCCACGACUGAGGGCAUGUGUCUAGCCAGCCACUCAAGUAUUGUCGCCUCCUCCAAGCUCGGCUACCGGUCCAUGCCCAUGAGAUAUGACCCUCGACAGCAUCGCUUCUUCGAAGCCGCGACCUGGAAGCAGUGGGCUUUCCUGCUCGGCUUGUUCACGUUCGCGGGCGUCGGGACAGCGGUUUGCUUAGCACUCGGUAUCGAGAACCUAAGGGGCGACAGAACUAUCCAGGACGCGUGGUCGAUCGGCUUGAACACGGUCAAGCCUCAGAACCUGAUCAUGGGCUGGAAUUUAGCCGGUUCCGGCAACACGUCGAUCGCGAUUCCCACACUCAUCGCCAACGCCCCACAGGCAUUGUUCUCCUUCCUCUACGUCUGCUAUAACAGUCUCUUUACAGUCAUGUUCCUUGCACGCGAAUUGAUGCGUUUCAGUGUUACGAGCGGCCGGGGACGGAAGUAUCUGCGUGUUAGCGAGGCCAAAGGCGAGCAAAAGUCGACAUAUUUCCUCAACCUACCGUUCAAGUAUGGUCUACCUCUCCUCGUUGGCUCGGGCUUGCUGCACUGGCUUGUGUCACAGAGCGUCUUCCUCGCGAACAUCGCCAUCAUCCCUCGAGACGGGACAGUGCCCAUGCAAGACGAGAUUACCACGGUGGCCUAUUCGCCGAUAGGCAUGCUCUUCCUCCUCUGUUUGGGCUUCGUCCUUCUCGUCUUCCUCCUCGCCACCGCGGUAAGAAAGCUACCCUUUGGAAUGCCCCUUAUAGGGAGCAACUCCAUGGCUAUCAGUGCUGCGUGUCAUCUGCCAUCUGGCAUGGACCAGAGCGAGCGCGAGGAGAUGGUGCUCAGGCCUCUGAACUGGGGUGCCGUGCCCGGCGCAGGCAAAGUCUUGGACUUGGGUAUCCACGAUCCUAAUGCCUAUGGCUACGAAAGCGGUGAUUUGGACGAAGACGGAACGGGCUUCGGACACUGUUGCUUCAGCGACCGAGUGCUGGACCCGCCAGUCAAGGGCAAAUUCUACAUCUGA